Messenger RNA from Balaenoptera acutorostrata (minke whale), 3638 nucleotides. RefSeq names its product taxilin beta (gene TXLNB). The transcript has 10 exons. The coding region runs from base 145 to 3087 and encodes 980 amino acids. Gene Ontology annotation, molecular function: syntaxin binding. The record is from RefSeq and is a predicted model, not a curated record. NCBI's taxonomy places the organism in Eukaryota, Metazoa, Chordata, Mammalia, Artiodactyla, Balaenopteridae.
UGUAUGUGUUUGGUUUCUCUCUCCCUCGUAGGAACUCAGCCCCCGCCUGUCUCCCGCUGUUGCUGCUGCUCUGACUAGCUUGCUGCCUCUUGCCUCUUCUUUCUCUCUCUGCUUAGCGCCUUGCCUUCUGAUACCACUCCCAGCAUGGAGACCAAUCAGUCUGCACAGCUGUCGGGGCAGCCACAGUCAACACCUGUGGGGGACAGCGCAGCACUGCCCAGUCAGAAUGGCCUGGAGAAGCAAGAUGAUCAGGACUCCUCAACCCCACUCCCAGCACCGGAGGAGGAGGCAGGUGUGCAGCCUGAACGGGGAGCCCAUGAUAUCUCUGAAGAAUUGAACCGACAACUGGAAGACAUCAUUAACACGUACAGGUCUGCUGCCGGCACGGCAGGGCAAGAGGGUCCCACCACAGCCGAGGAGCAGCCUGAGAACACAGAACCACUCGACAACGAGGACAGGGGCUGCGAGGAGACCACUGAAGAGACAGAGACAGACCCUCCGGCCUCUGGAGAGCCACCCACAGCCAAAGAGCCUGUCAGCAACAAAGAGCAAAAACUGGAGAAGAAAAUCCUAAAAGGAUUAGGCAAAGAAGCCAAUCUGCUAAUGCAAAAUCUGAACAAGUUGCAAACUCCUGAGGAAAAGCUUGAUUUUUUAUUCAAGAAGUAUGCUGAAUUGCUGGAUGAGCAUCGCACUGAGCAAAGGAAGUUAAAACUCCUCCAGAAGAAACAGGCACAGAUCCAAAAAGAAAAGGACCAGUUACAAGGUGAACACAGCAAAGCUAUCCUUGCACGAAGCAAACUGGAGGGUCUGUGCCGGGAGCUGCAGAGACACAACAAGACACUGAAGGAGGAAACCCUUCAGAGGGCACGUGAGGAAGAAGAGAAAAGGAAGGAGAUCACAAGUCAUUUCCAGAGCACCCUCACAGAUAUCCAGGCCCAGAUCGAGCAGCAGAGUGAGCGAAAUAUGAAGCUCUGUCAGGAGAACACUGAGCUCGCAGAGAAACUGAAAAGCAUCAUUGAUCAGUAUGAGCUCAGGGAGGAGCACCUGGACAAAAUAUUUAAACACAGAGAACUGCAGCAGAAGCUGGUGGAUGCAAAACUCGAGCAGGCGCAAGAAAUGAUGAAGGAAGCAGAGGAGCGACACAAACGUGAAAAGGAAUAUUUGCUGAACCAGGCAGCAGAGUGGAAACUUCAGGCCAAAGUGCUGAAGGAACAAGAGACAGUCCUGCAGGCUCAGCUUACUGUCUACUCGGGAAGGUUUGAAGAGUUUCAGAGCACACUGACAAAAAGCAAUGAGGUGUUUGCCACCUUCAAACAGGAAAUGGAGAAAACCACUAAGAAAAUGAAGAAGCUGGAAAAGGACACAGCCACGUGGAAAGCUCGGUUUGAGAACUGUAACAAAGCUCUGUUGGACAUGAUUGAAGAGAAAGCAUUGAGAGCUAAAGAAUAUGAGUGCUUCGUGAUGAAAAUUGGAAGGCUAGAGAACCUCUGUCGAGCUUUACAAGAGGAGAGAAACGAACUCUAUAAAAAAAUUAGAGAAACAAAAAUGUCUGAAAAGGAUGCCCAAGGUCAGCUCACCUCUGACGACGACGAGCCAGAGUCAAAUACCUCUGUGGGUGAAGAGGCAGAGGCGGAGGAAGCCAAGGGUGUUCACAAUGCUGUGCAGAAUCUGGCCGCGGCCUUCAUGGUCAUCCAUCGUCCAGAGUCAACCCUGGAUGCGUCCAAAGAAAUCCAAACAGAAGUCAGCAGUCCUCAAGGGGGCGGCGGCACGGCCCUCAAGGGGCUGGAACAAGCCCCUCUGAGCCCAGCAUGCCAUUCAGGGAGUCCCCUGCAUCACCCAAGUCCUCAGGCUGAGGCGGAGGGAGGCAACGAGGGAGAACCUCCCCUCAGAUCAGGGUCAGGAGCACAGGCCCAAGGCAAUGGUCCCCCGGCUGGACCACAGGCUGAUCCGCAGCCACGGAAGCCAGAGGCAGCAUUUUCGGGCCAGGCCCCGGAGCCUCCGGCAGAGGCCUUUCUACGGGUGAUGGAAGCCGACGGGCAGCCCCGGAAGCCAGAGGCAGCGUUCUCCGGCCAGGCCCCGGAGCCUCCGGCAGAGGCGUUUCUACGGGUGAUGGAGGCCGACGGGCAGCCCCGGAAGCCAGAGGCAGCGUUCUCCGGCCAGGCCCCGGAGCCUCCGGCAGAGGCGUUUCUACGGGUGAUGGAGGCCGACGGGCAGCCCCGGAAGCCAGAGGCAGCGUUCUCCGGCCAGGCCCCGGAGCCUCCGGCAGAGGCGUUUCUACGGGUGAUGGAGGCCGACGGGCAGCCCCGGAAGCCAGAGGCAGCGUUCUCCGGCCAGGCCCCGGAGCCUCCGGCAGAGGCGUUUCUACGGGUGAUGGAGGCCGACGGGCAGCCCCGGAAGCCAGAGGCAGCGUUCUCCGGCCAGGCCCCGGAGCCUCCGGCAGAGGCGUUUCUACGGGUGAUGGAGGCCGACGGGCAGCCCCGGAAGCCAGAGGCAGCGUUCUCCGGCCAGGCCCCGGAGCCUCCGGCAGAGGCGUUUCUACGGGAGAUGGAGGCCGACGGGCAGCCCCGGAAGCCAGAGGCAGCGUUCUCCGCCCAGGCCCCGGAGCCUCCGGCAGAGGCGUUUCUACGGGUGAUGGAGGCCGACGGGCAGCCCCGGAAGCCAGAGGCAGCGUUCUCCGGCCGGGCCCCGGAGCCUCCGGCAGAGGCGUUUCUACGGGUGAUGGAGGCCGACGGGCAGCCCCGGAAGCCAGAGGCAGCAUUUUCCAGCUGGGCCCCGGAGCCUCCGGCAGAGGCGUUUCUAUGGGUGAUGGAAGCCGACGGGCAGCCCCGGAGGCCAGAGGCAGCAGCUUCCGGCCGGGCCCCGGAGCCUCCGGCAGAGGCCUUUCUAUGGGUGAUGGAGGCCGCCGGUCGUGCCCCGCCGCCGGCAGCGGGAGAGCACGUGCCAGCUGGGGAGUCUAGAUGUGAGCCCAGGAGGCAGCCCCCAGCAGCAGCAGCAGCAGCUGCAGCAGCAGAGGGGCUCCCAGGAGGGGCCUCAGCUGGGCCCCCGCUGCCCGAAGUGGCCGACACCAAUCUGGAAGGAGCCGACUAAGCCUCCUCUGCCUUCUGAGGCUGUUCUUCCCGACUUUCCAUCGUCCUAACAGAUUGUCUCCUGAAAGAGGCAUUAAGGGCUGGGGACGUCUAAUGGAAGAGACUUAUUUAGAAUCAAGACAUUUUAAAAUGUUAUGCGGAGUACCUUCAGCCUUUGCUAUUUGUUCUCAAUUUAUAACUGAUUUGGAGCUUUUCUAUUUAACACUGAUAGUAUAAUUUUCUCAAAUGGCAACAAAACAUACGAGUAGCAAAUUUAAGUUAAUUUGCCAUUAAGAUGUUACUUAAUUCAAUUUCUUAAUCAACAGUAAGAUUUGGUGUUUAAAGACUCCCAUUACAAUAUAUAAAUACUGAAAAUGUGAUGCUUUAUUUCCAUAGAGUUUAAUAAGUGCCAUAGUAAGUAAUGGAUGACCAGGUUCCAUUUAAACAUUAUAUACAUUGUGUGUGUGUGUAUAUGUAUAUGUAUGAAUAUAUACAUAUAUGUGCUUAUGCACUUAUAUACACGUGUAUAUUUUAUACACAUGUAUGCAAAUAUAUAUUACACAUACAUUUCUA